Messenger RNA from Liolophura sinensis, 924 nucleotides. RefSeq names its product tenascin-X-like. The transcript has 7 exons. NCBI's taxonomy places the organism in Eukaryota, Metazoa, Mollusca, Polyplacophora, Chitonida, Chitonidae. The record is from RefSeq and is a predicted model, not a curated record. Bases 71 to 709 code for a protein of 212 amino acids.
UAAAGGUUACGUUUAUGACAAAUCCGUUUUCAUAUUUUGAGAAGCGACAGAUUGCCAGGCAGUCACCAGGAUGUUACUUGUGUUUGGAGCGCUGCUGCUGGUUUUCCUGGCUGGGGCCGAUGCGCGCUGCAAGACGGACUUUGAAUGUCUGCCGCUGACGCUGUGUAUACGAGGCAGUGCUCCGGCCUGUGACGAGGGAAGAUGUAUUUGUAUGAAGGCAGAAGCUAAGAAGUCUCUGACUCAUGAGACUAAACGGCAAAGAACUUGUCACAGAGAUUUCGAGUGUCAGUCACAGAACACCUGUUUCGUUGGUGACUCCCUGUGUCAGGGUGGACAGUGUGUGUGUGUCGGCCUUGGCAAGAGGGACGUCUCCAAAGAGGGAACGGCUGAAUGUGAGAUGAACAUGCAGUGCUUGGUCAGAAUGAUGUGUAUGUUUGGUGGAGCGUACUGUGAUAGGGGGACAUGUCAGUGUCCAUCAUCCCCAAGACCUGCCCGUGCGAUGUGCAAUAGCGACUUCCAGUGUGGCUUGAUGGAGUGUUUUGUCGGUUCAGCUCAUUGUACGAGUGGGGUGUGCCGAUGUUUAGCCGGUAAACGAGAACUGGAGAAGGCACCACGGGCUAUGUGUCAUGCUGACUGGCAGUGCUCAAGCCUGAUGCUGUGUUUUGUCGGCACCGCGUCUUGCGCUGAUGGCGUCUGUCGAUGCCCCUGACAGGAUGACAUAAAUGGGUCAGUUAUACAGGUUGAGCGAAAUUUUGAACUUUGACAAAUCGACGUAUGAUGUAUUGGGAUUGUUACGGACGUGCUCGGGAUGCUUUUUCCUAACUCCCCACUCCGUUGGUCUUGGUGCCCUGGCUUCCAUGUAUUGUGCACAAUGACCAAUAAAUAAUUUAGCUCAAACUAUGAACAGUUUAUUUGGAAUUAGAA